Molecule: messenger RNA, 1074 nt
Organism: Brettanomyces nanus
Lineage: Eukaryota; Fungi; Ascomycota; Pichiomycetes; Pichiales; Pichiaceae
Exons: 1
Coding region: 1-1074 (357 amino acids)
Cellular component (GO): mitochondrion
Molecular function (GO): GTP binding
Source: RefSeq, a predicted model, not a curated record
AUGUACAUUAGAACCUUUUCUGCCAGAAGAUUCUUGACAUCUUUUCGACGAUUAAUCUGUACUACGAAUGAUGGCGCGAUACCUUCGUUACUCAAGUCAAUACCGAAUAUAAAGAAGAUUCUCAGUGAUGAUCCAAUUAGCCUACCAAGAUCGAGUGAAAAGCAUCAGCAGAAUGGAACUUUGGAAAGGAGAAAACCCAGUUUGGUGGAUGGAUGUACAUUAAUGAAGCAUUUUCAGUCUGCAUCAGUGAUUCAGAUUGUCCCUAAGGUGAAUCGAUCGCAGGAAUCUACCAUUAACGGACUGUUCAACAGGAGUCAAAUUGUUCAGGACUGGAGUAUAUUUGAAUUUGAUCAGAUACCCGGCGAAGGAGAGGAGAAUGAAUCGAACUUUGUUGACUCUAACAAUCUUCCUGAAGUGAUUCUUCUUGGAAGAUGUAACGUUGGAAAGUCGUCUCUUAUCAAUGCACUACUCACAAAUGUCAAAGAGAGGGUGAAAACGUACGCAAAGGUGAAGCAGCGGGCUGGAUAUACACUUUGUCUCAACUUUUACAACAUUGGGGGUCUUUUUAGACUUGUGGAUUCUCCAGGUUAUGGAAAUAGGGGUAAGCAGUGGCAAGGGAUGCUGGUUACCGAUUAUCUUGAGAAAAGACGAGUGCUAAGAAACUGUUACUUAUUAUUGGACAGUAAAGUUGGACUUAAUCAGUAUGAUGAGAUGAUAGUACAACAUCUAGUUCAAUCUGGUACUUCAUUUGAUGUGGUUUUCAAUAAGAUUGAUAAGAUCCCCAAUGACAGCCGAAUAGGCCACCUUGAAAGGCUUAUAGGUAACUCUAUUCUUGCAGAUUUAAAGAUUCAGCCUCGCUACUAUUUCGUCAACUCUGUGGAGACAUCCAAGGGAAUUAAGUAUAGAAGUGGUAUCAACGAAUUACGACUCAGCAUGUUACAGAGUUGUGGGUUGAACGUCAGAACGUUGGCUCCUAAAAAGUUGCAAAGGGACUCUGAUAGGCUGCGACAGAAAAGAAAGCUUAAAAAUGUCAAGAUGAUAGUCAAUACAAAGAAGCUGCAACGAGACUCUUAG